Charadrius vociferus (killdeer) is the source of this 5025-nucleotide messenger RNA. RefSeq names its product transport and Golgi organization protein 6 homolog. Lineage: Eukaryota; Metazoa; Chordata; Aves; Charadriiformes; Charadriidae. The record is from RefSeq and is a predicted model, not a curated record. The transcript is spliced from 34 exons. Gene Ontology annotation, biological process: protein secretion; homophilic cell-cell adhesion. Gene Ontology annotation, cellular component: plasma membrane. Gene Ontology annotation, molecular function: calcium ion binding.
AUGGGUCCCCAGGCACUGGGGUACCAUAACCCGCUGGCCCGCAGUGCCCUGUGGAUCAGCUCUGGCAGCCUCCAGGGCCGCCCUGGCCGGGCUGCCAGGGGACUGGGUGCCAGCGCAGUGAGCUUUGCGGACUGCGGUGAGCAGCGGCGUGCCGCGUACCUCUCGGAUGACACACGCUUCAAGGUGAGCAGGGAUGGCGUCGUCUCUGCAACCCGGCCCCUGCAGCUCCAGCGGCGGGAGAUCAGCUUCUCUGUCUACACCUGGGAUGCCGCGGGCAAGAAGCAUUCGGCCAGGGUGACCUUGCGCAGGCGGUGGCACCAUCGCAACCACCACCACCAGCAGCUGGACGCGGCGCCUGACGUGCUGACCUUCCCCAAGCCCGGCCAUGGCCUCCGGCGGCAGAAGAGAGACUGGGUCAUCCCCCCCAUCAACUGCCCCGAGAACGAUCGGGGGCCCUUCCCCAAGAGGGUCGUGCAGAUCAAAUCCAACAAGGACAAGGAGACCAAGGUUUUCUACAGCAUCACGGGGCAGGGGGCGGACAGCUACCCCGUGGGUGUCUUCACCAUUGAGCGCGAGACGGGGUGGCUGGAGGUGACAAAACCACUGGACCGAGAGGAGAUCGACAAAUACGUCCUCUUCUCCCACGCUGUGUCAGCCAACGGGCAGUCUGUGGAGGACCCCAUGGAGAUCAUCAUCACCGUGACAGACCAAAAUGACAACCGGCCUGUCUUCACCAAGCAAGUCUUCAUUGGCUACAUUGAGGAGAAUGCAAAGCCAGGCACGUCCGUGAUGACCGUGAAUGCCACGGAUGCAGACGAUGGGAUCAGCAUGAACAACGGCAUCAUCGGCUACUCCAUCCUUAGCGAGGAGCCCAAGAGCCCGCAACAGAUGUUCACCAUUGACCCACAGAAGGGCGUCAUCAGUGUCAUCGGCACAGGGCUGGACAGGGAGACCACUCCCAACUACACGCUGAUCAUCCAGGCUGCGGACCAGGAGGGCACUGGCCUGACCACCACUGCCACUGCCAUCGUGGAAGUCACUGAUGCCAAUGACAACCCUCCUGUCUUCAACCCCACCAUGUAUGAGGGGACGGUGAACGAGAACGAGGUGGGGGUGGUGGUGGCCCAGCUGCAUGUGACAGACCAGGACAUGCAGGGCUCCCCUGCCUGGCAAGCCGUCUACCGCAUCAAAAGUGGGGACCAGGACGGUGCCUUCAACAUCACCACUGACCCCAAAACUAACAAUGGCAUCCUGAAAACUGCCAAGGGCCUGGAUUAUGAGACCAAGAGCCGGUACAACCUCUUGGUGACAGUGGAGAACUCUGUCCCCUUCACCGUGCCCCUGCCGCUCUCCACGGCUAGCGUCCUGGUGGUGGUUGGAGACGUGAAUGAAGCCCCCGUCUUCGUACCCCCGGUCAAGAGGGUGGAGGUGAUGGAGGACCUGCCGCUGGGGCACGAGGUCACCUCCUACACAGCCCAGGACCCUGACAGGGAUCAGAGGCAGAAAAUUACGUACCGCAUAGGCAGUGACCCCGCGGGGUGGCUGGCCAUCGACCCUGAGAAUGGCAUCGUCACGGCAGCCCAGCCGCUGGAUCGAGAGUCUGUGCACGCCAUCAACAGCACGUACAAGGCCAUCAUCCUGGCUGUGGACAAUGGGUCACCGGGUGCCACCGGCACGGGGACGCUGCUCCUCCUCCUCCAGGACGUGAAUGACAACGGGCCCAUGCCAGAGCCACGGAUCUUCGACAUCUGCAACCGGCAGCCCGAGGAGCAGUUGCUGAACAUCGUCGACAAGGACCUGCCCCCCAACACCUACCCCUUCCAGGCAAUGCUGGAGCACGGCUCCGGCAACAACUGGACCGUCAAGGUGACCGGACAAGAUCUGCUGGCACUGAACCUGGUGAAAGAUCUGGACCCAGGGGAGUACAACAUCUUCCUGAAGCUGACGGAUGGCCAGGGCAAGUCACAGAUGACGCCAGUCAAAGCUCAGGUGUGCGACUGCGAAGGGCCGGCCAAAAACUGCGAGCGGCGAGCGUACAUCGCGAGUGGACUGGGUGUCCCCGCCAUCCUGGGCAUCCUGGGGGGCAUCCUGGCAUUGCUGAUCCUGCUGCUGCUACUGCUGCUCUUCGCCAGGCGGAGGACAGUGGCUUACCACGAUGAUGAGGAGUGUGGUGGAUAGGAAGACCAGGACUAUGACCUGAGCCAGCUGCACCGGGGCCUGGAUGCCCGCCCAGAGGUGAUCCGCAACGAUGUGGCCCCGCCACUCAUGGCUGUCCCCCCCUAACGGCCCCCCCCGACACAACCGCCAACCUGCCGCCACGCUUGGCUCGCAAACCUGGCACUGGAGAAGCGGGGUGGCCCCGGCACCGUGCCUCUGCUGGAGCGGGGUGAGGUGAUAGAUAAACACAGACCAAAGAUGUGCUGUCGUGUACUAUAUCACCCGGCGCUGGGCGGCCUGCUCCUCGCCCGCCACCUCGGCCUCCUCCUCGCCGGCCUCUGCCUGCUGGGCCACGGCCCCGCCGCCCACAGCCAGGGUGUUUCGGAAGCAGAGAGAGCGCGGUGCCGGGAGGCCCUGCGGCAAGUCCUGGACCGCGUCUACCAGCCGCUGGCGGUGCGGGAGCUGCUCGUCCUGCAGGGCCGGCCCAAGCAGAGUCCUCCCUCUCCUGGGGAAGAAACAAAACCGGCCCUUGUGCGGGCUCCGGCGUGGCUGCGGCGCCUUUGUGGUCAGCUGCUCUCCGAGAGGCUAAUGAGACCCAACGGGGUUCAGGCUGUGGUUCGGGGCAUCAUGGAGGGAACAGGCGGUGAGUAGGCAGGUGGCGCUGGUGCUGAAGCAGCAGCUGUGGACUGGAGAAAAUGCGACACGGUUGCAAAGAUCCUGGCUUCCUGCCCACAGCAGUGCCUUUCCCUCGAGGACUACUACCGACUGGUCUGCCCCCAGAUUCUGGACUUGCUCCACAUCCAGGACAAACUGACAGCACGCCAGUUCCAGCGAGUGGCCACCACGACACUGCUCACCAUGGCGAAAGAGCACCCUCAGCUGGCAGAGAAGCACUUGCUCCAGCCCCUGUUGGCACCGCUCUUGCGGUGCUCGGAGACAGCAGAGCUAGCAGUGGAAGAUUUAUCAGCAGGGACUGUGCUGGUGACAGAGGCAGAGCUCGGCAGCUGCGUGGAAGAUGUGCUCAAGGUGUAUGUGGUUGGAAAUGACAGCUCGAGCCUGCUGCUGGGAUCCUUACACUCAGUCCUGGGAGUGGUUUUUUCCCUCUAUUCCUUCGCCAAGCAGAAUGUGUCAUACUUACGCUCCCCGUGCCAGGAAAUCUUGCUGUGGUUCUUGGAGAAGUCAGAGCGAGAGGUGUCACUGGCCGUGCUGGAAGGCUUUGCAGGGCUGAACAGCAGCGUGCAUGCCCUCCACCCGCAGUGCCGGUUCCGUGUGGGCAGUGAGGGUGGUGCCACCAUCGCAGUGGAGGAGAUCAUCAGCGAUGAAGAUGAGGCCCUGUACCAGAAAGUUUCCUCGGAGCAGUGCCGUGUGGAGAGCUUGGUGGAGCUCUUGUCUCACUGCCAGAGGAGUGGUCUAGCUGGAGACUUCUUCAUCCGCUGCCUGAAGGCGCUGACUUGCGUGGCUGCAGAGGACGAGGAGGCUUCCAACUUGGCUGCAGUGCCUGGAGGGAGUCUCCUGGAGUUGGAGCAGUACCACGCUGUGCAGAGGAGGAAGCUGUUGGUCCUGCAGCUCGUGGCCACGCUGUGUGAGAGCGUCUCGGACACCGUGUUCACAGACAUUGCUCAGGUGGUGGAGUUUGUGGCAGGGCAGCCGCAGGGGGGCUGGGCCGUCACAAUGGCCAGGGGGCGGGUGGCCGCCAUGCUCGGCGGAGCCGUCCAGCUGCAAUCCGGCGACUUCGCCGUGCUGAAGCGGCUGGUGCCAUUGCUGGAGGAGCUCUCCCGCACCUACCCGGAGCCCCUCACCCAGGAGUUGGCCACAGACCUGCGCAUCGCCAUCUGCACCCACGGUGCCUUCUCCCCCGGGACGGUGGGCGCCGCUGCCGACGGCGUGAUGGGAAAGAAGCCGGGGACAGGAGCGCAGAGCCCUGCUGGCAUCCCCGGCGGAGCCCCAAGCCCAGCGGGUGGCCAGGCACCGCCACGGCACAGCUGCAGCAGCCCCUCGGCUCCCAGGGAGAGGAGCGAAGAGCAGAGCGUGAGCCAUGAGCCCGGCAUUGCGGGUCCCGCUGCAGCCCCGUGUACCGACAGCCCGGCCCCGGCCGGGCUCCAGGAGCUCCUGGUAUCAGCCUACGACCCCCAGCCCCCCGGCCGGGCAGCAGCCCUGCGCCGCCUCGCCAGCCUGAUCACACAGCGGGAUCCGGAGGCACUUCGGCUUCAGGAGAAACUCCUCCAGGUGUUCCUGGAGAACAUGCAGCACGAGGACGCCUUCGUCUACCUCUCCGCCAUCCAAGGCAUUGCCCUGCUCUCCAGUGAGUACCCGGAGCGGAUCCUGCCUGUCCUGCUGGUGCGGUACGGGUGUCCAGUGCAGGGCACGGAGGACACCACAGCCACCAUCACCAGGAUGAAGCUGGGCGAGGUGCUGAUGCGUGUCACCCGGGCACUGGGGGACAUGGUGUUCAAGCACCGGGAGCCGCUGGUCCAGGCUUUCCUGCGGGGCGCGCGGGACCCCGACAGCACCCUGCGGGCCAGCAGCCUCUCCAACCUCGGCGAGCUCUGCCAGCGCCUCGGCUUUCAGCUGGGCUCCAUCAUCCAAGAGGUCACCUCCUGCUUGACAGCCAUAGCCAAGACGGAUCCCGAGGCAGAGGUGCGAAGAGCCGCUGUGCAUGUGGUGGUGGUGCUGCUGCGGGGGCUCAGCGAGAAGGCCACCGAGGCCCUGCGGGCCCGCUCCCGCCUGCUGAAGCACGUGGUGGUGGCCGAGCCCGACGGUGCGACAGUGCUGCACGCCCAGCUGGCGCUGGAGGAGCUGGACACAGUGAUGAGGAGGGUCCUAUUCCCACCACAGACUCUGGAGAAGAAGAUUGUGGUGCUGCCAUAG